Strongylus vulgaris is the source of this 738-nucleotide messenger RNA. The record is from the annotation of a GenBank genome assembly. NCBI's taxonomy places the organism in Eukaryota, Metazoa, Nematoda, Chromadorea, Rhabditida, Strongylidae.
GUUAUAAUCCCACCAAAUUCAAUUAUUGACGAUCUUCGCAAUGAGAAAGGCAACACAAAGAAACUUAUGGAAGAUGUAAACUAUAGAGUUGCGUGGGAGAAACACCAGAAGAGUUUGCGAGAUAAGGAGGAGAAGGAAGCCGAGAAGGAACGAGUUGCAUAUGCAUCCAUUGACUGGCAUGAUUUCGUGGUGGUGCAGACGGUAGACUUCCAACCAGGGGAUGCCAGUAACCUGCCUGGACUAUGCACACCUAAAGAUGUUGGCGCUCGCAUACUGCUUGAAGCUAGAAGUGAGGCUCAGAAGCAAGCUGGAGAAGCUAUGGAAAUGGACAUGGACGAGUCAGACAGCGAAGAAGAGGGUGAACAACAGAUACAGAACGAGGUGGAACCGGCUCCUGAGUCGACUCCAACACCAGCAGCUCCACCUCCACAGGAAGAAGCACCUCCACCACCUGCAGAGUUCUCUACACCGUUACCACCAACGCGACAAAAGGAUCUUAUUGUCAAGGAUUACGACCCCAAGAAAGGCAAGCAAUUAAAAAAUUUUCUUCAAUGGACUGCACAUGCGAUGAAACGUCCGGCUGACAAAUGGUUAAUUUCGCCACUUACCGGAGAGAGGAUUCCAUCGGAUAAGUUGGAGGAGCACGUGCGGUACGCGCUUAUUGACACAUCGCGAAACAUCUCCUUGUUUUUUGACAUAGAACUUGUAUCCGGUACCUGCCCUUUGAACUAUGUUUUC